Messenger RNA from Angiostrongylus costaricensis, 3537 nucleotides. The record is from the annotation of a GenBank genome assembly. Lineage: Eukaryota; Metazoa; Nematoda; Chromadorea; Rhabditida; Metastrongylidae.
AUGCUGACGAUUCUGUUGUUGGUAUUCGCACCAAAAUUAGACGUCUAUGCUGCCAACUCUUUCGGACCGCCAAAACUUCUGGAGCAACCACCGGAAGAAGUGUGGUAUCAAUUGGAUGAAAAUCUCAGCCCACAGGCCAGGCCAAUACUCAGAUGCCAUGCGUCGGACAAUGCAGAAUCGUUAGGUGUUCUCAGAUUUGUAUGGUACAAAAACGGCGAGGUGAUGGAGGUCGGCGGCGACAUCGAAUGGAUCCGCGCCGGUCAGUCCGGCACCAUCCAGUUCGUCCGUCCACGACGAAGUCAUGAAGGCUAUUACCAGUGUUUUGUUUCCAAUAUUUUCGGCACCGCUGUCUCCAACAAAGUCCAUCUAAGACUCGGAGAGUUGGAGCACUUUCCACCACGACCAGUUCGGCGGAUCGAAGUGAUGGAGGGCGAUUCGCUGACGAUCGAGUGCAUACCACCCAGAGGCACUCCACCGCCGACUUUGUUCUGGCUGUACAGGGACACUCAGCAUGGAUCAGUGAUUGAGACGAUCCGGCGCAAGCACAUCACCGUCGACGGAGACGGAAAACUACAAUUCGCAUCCGUUGAACUGGACGAUGGACGACCAAAUCUCGUCUAUGAAUGUGCAGCCGGCUCUCCAGUGCUUCAUGGCGAAUACCGCUCUGGGGACCAUGUACAGUUGGUGGUGACACCAACAGGAGGAAAUAAGACUGUGGCUGUUCACAAACUAUACGUGAGCCCUGACGAGGUGACCGUGAAGGCCGGCGCUAAACUUCGACUGAUGUGCAUCUUUGGAGGAAGGCCGCUUCCCACUGUCUACUGGUCGAAACUGGAUGGGAAUUUGCCGAAAACUCGACUGAAGGAUCUGACGUCGGUUGAGAGCGAAUUCGGGAAGGCACUGGUUGUCGAGAACGUGCAUCCGGAGGACGCUGGUCACUAUGAGUGCAGGGCCGGAGAGCUCACGCACACCGUCAACGUCCGAGUUUUAGCUGCUCCAUAUUGGGAUUUCGAUCCACCGAAGGACAUUGUGCAGUCCGAAGAGAGCACAACUGAGCUCGAAUGCCUCGCAUCAGGACGGCCGGCACCGAUCGUACGAUGGAGUAUGAACGGGAAGCCAUUGCACGAACUGGAUGAGGAUCCUCGUCGCGUUCUGUUGGACAAUGGAAGAGUGUUGAGGUUGUCGUCUCUGAACCACGAUCUUGACACUGGAGUUUAUCAGUGUAACGCCUCUAAUCCACUCGGCUACGUUUACGCCAAUGCGUUCGUCAAUGUUAAAGCACAUGCUCCAUACUUUUUGAUGCCCACACAUCGGUUAUGGAAGGCGGUGUUGAGGACGUCGGUUGCUAUGAAUUGUGAAGUGGAGGCAGCACCGGAGCCAGUCGUCAGAUGGGUGGACGCCGACGACAUCCCGUUGCGAGUCAUCGAUGGAAAAACACAGUUGUUGCGGAACAACACCUUCAUCAUACAUGACCUGAGCAGUGCAGACGAAGGGCUCUACUAUUGCAAUGUGUCGAAUAAGUACGGAAUUGGUCGUGCCACAAAUCGACUUCUAGUUUACAAACCGACAUACUUUGUGAAGAUUCCGUCACCACAGAAGCUGACAAUGGAGGCGGGUCACUCUGCGGAGUUGCACUGCGAGGCAGUUGCCGACCCUCGUUUGAGUGUUCAGUACAAAUGGACGAUUAACGGCAAGAUUAUCAACGAGAGUGACGUAUUUAGCAUUCUGCCGAAUGGUCUUCGGAUAAAUUCAGCUAGAGGACGUCAUUCCGGAGUGAUCGACUGCGCCGCCAUCACUGAUGUCGAUGUGAAGUUGGCAUCGAUGCGACUUACCGUUAAAGAUGUACCUGCACAUCCGAUUAUGGAUCCUCCGAUAUGCACUGAACGGAAAGCAGUGGUAAAAUGGCAGGCUGCCGAUGAGCAUGGUGAUCAGAUCAAGAGAUACAUCGUAGAAAUGCAGACCGACUUCAAAAAAGUGAACUACACAUUCCGUGUGAUCGCCGAGAACACUUAUGGUCGAUCCGAUCUCAACACUGCCCUCGACCAAGGCGACAUAAUGGAAACUGUUUCUUGCCAAACUCGGCCCUCAUUCCCCUACACGAAUCCAGUCGGCGUUCGAGCUGAUGGCACUGAAGCAGAUAACCUUGUUGUGUACUGGGAACCGAUGGACAAGUACUACUGGAACGCCCCCAAUCUUCAGUACUUAGUGAGAUAUAAGCUGGACGAACCACAUUUAGCCUGGACGGAGUUCAUGGUGGAGGAUCCCUUGGCGAAUCACACUAUCAUUCGUGGGCAACCGACUUUCCGAGCAUUCUUGGUACAAGUUCGAGCUGUAAACGCCAUAGGACCAAGUAUUCUGGAACCAGAGACCAUUAAAGGAUUUUCUGGAGAAGACGGUUUGCUUUCUACCAAAAUCCCGUUGAACGUUGAAGAUGUGAAAAGUCUCGGACGCGUUUCCGCUUUUGACGAUGAUGAACUGAAAGUACCAGAUUCACCACCGAACAACUUCCGAGUCGAAAAAGUGGUGAACUUCUCGUCGGUGAGCUUCUCAUGGGAACCGGUUGAUGAGCAAACUGUGAACGGCUUCUUCAGAGGCUACGAGAUCGAAUUCUGGCGUGAUGUUCUUCCAGCUCGAAAGUAUCGUGUGAUUGUGCCGUCGAAUGCAACCACAAAGCUCAUCACCAGACUUCUCGCAAAUUCCAACUACACAGCCGUGAUCAGGACGAGGAAUCGUCGCCAUGCCAGCGCACCCAGCCCGUCGGUGCACGUGACCACUUUGGAAGGAGUGCCAUCUAAAGUACACAAUCUACGAGUGUUCGCUGUUGGUGCUCAUUCUAUUCUUGUAAUGUGGGAGCCACCAAAGUAUCCAAAUGGCAAGAUCCGGGGCUAUUUCCUCUCGUUCGUCAACGAUCGCAACGAAACUGAGGAGACUUUCGUUCUCCAUCGACAGUUAUCGUAUCUGCACGAGAAGGCAGAAGCGGACACACCUUACAAGGUGUCCGUAUGGGGUGAGACGAGUGCUGGUGAAGGCGAGAGGACCAUGCGACCGGUCAGGACGUGGCCAUCCAGAAAUCCCGAUCCACCGUCGUUUCUGGUAACCAACAUCACCAUCGACAGUGUGGAUAUCGAAUGGAAACCGUCAAAUCGCAGUAUGUGGAGAAUGCCUGGAUCGUCGUUCUACGUGAACUACACGCUAGAAGAUUCCACUGAUUACCACGAAUCAACGACAGUCUAUCUACCGCAGACUCGGUUGACGAUAUCGGGUCUGCGUGAUGGUUCCAGUUACCUGCUCACUGGCGUGUCUCGUGACGGUAACCGCAUAUCGUACGGUAAAACACGCAAAGUCAUCACGAUCAGCAAAGAAGACGUCUCUCAUCUUAACCAAGAGUCGCUUCGGAAUGCGGCGUGGUUCGUCGCAGUGCUGUGCGCGGUGGCGAUCGCACUGCUGUCGAUCCUCAUCACCUGCUGCUGCGAGACGCGACGUGCUGGCCACUAUGCUGUUCGUAGAAAGGUUUGUGCAGCUCAUCAACUUAGCUAA